Messenger RNA from Fragaria vesca subsp. vesca, 2971 nucleotides. RefSeq names its product homeobox-leucine zipper protein HDG2-like. NCBI's taxonomy places the organism in Eukaryota, Viridiplantae, Streptophyta, Magnoliopsida, Rosales, Rosaceae. The transcript has 12 exons. Gene Ontology annotation, molecular function: lipid binding; DNA binding; DNA-binding transcription factor activity, RNA polymerase II-specific. The record is from RefSeq and is a predicted model, not a curated record. The coding region runs from base 359 to 2680 and encodes 773 amino acids. Gene Ontology annotation, biological process: regulation of DNA-templated transcription.
CGGUUCUGAUUGAAUUCUGGUCUGGCAAGAAAACCGUGUCCUAAAUUGUCAUCGACUCAACCCUAUAUAUUUGCUCUCCUCGGACACUCUCUCUACCUCACUGAGUACUAAACCAGAUAGGUUUUUGAGUGAGAGAUACUCUGGCCUUUGCAAAGACAAAACUAUUUUGUCAGCUCUCUGUCUCUUCUUGUUAACCUGUGAAAUUUCACAUUUUUCUCAAAACCACUGUCAGAGAAUCAACUCUAGCUCAAAGCUUUAAACGACCCUUCAUAUCAAUCUAGCUAGCCCUACACAAAAGAACCCCCCAGAAAUGCACUGUGUUUUAAGGUACUAGUCUAGGGUUUCUGGGUGUUGAAAUAUGCCCGCCGGUAUUAUGAUUCCAGCGAGAAAUAUGCCUUCGAUGAUGGGAAGCAAUGGAAAUCUUGGUGGGUAUGGAUCAUCUUCAGGACUUACUCUUGGUCAGCCAGCAAACAUGAUGGAAGCUGGAGGUCAUUUCGGAAACCCACUGGAGAUGAUAGCUACUCAGAACACAUCAGAAAGCGAGCUGAAUGCACGUUUAGGUGAUGAUUUCGACAGUGCUACAAAAUCUGGCAGCGAGAACCUGGAAGGAGGUGGCUCCGGCGACGAUGGACAAGACCCUCGCCCUAACAAGAAGAAGCGGUAUCACCGUCACACCCAGCAUCAGAUCCAAGAAAUGGAAGCUUUCUUCAAGGAGUGUCCACACCCUGAUGACAAGCAAAGGAAGGAACUGAGUCGAGAGUUAGGUUUGGAACCUUUACAGGUUAAAUUUUGGUUCCAAAACAAGCGCACCCAAAUGAAGACGCAGCACGAGAGGCAUGAGAACACAAACCUUCGUAAUGAAAAUGAAAAGCUAAGAGCUGAUAACAUGAGAUAUCGAGAGGCACUGAGCAAUGCAUCAUGUCCUAAUUGCGGAGGCCCAACGGCUAUUGGAGAGAUGUCAUUCGAUGAACAUCAUUUGAGACUUGAAAAUGCCCGAUUAAGAGAAGAGAUUGAUAGAAUAUCAGCAAUUGCUGCUAAAUACGUUGGCAAGCCAGUGGGGAACUAUCCUCAUAUGUCUUCACCAGUUCCACCUCACCGCAGUCCACUUGAUCUUGGAGUGGGAAACAUGGGAACCAGUCCUCACGGCUUCUUAUUAAACUCAGACAUGUAUACCUCUGGAGACAUUAUGCGGUCAAUCGGUGCACCAAGUGAGGCAGAUAAGCCCAUGAUUAUUGAGCUUGCAGUUCAAGCGAUGGAGGAGCUAAUUCGAAUGGCUCAAAUUGGCGAACCUUUGUGGAUGAAUAGCAUUGAUGGAUCAACCACUGUGCUCAAUGAGGAUGAGUAUAUUCGAACAUUUCCUCGAGGAAUUGUACCAAAGCAAUCUGGAUUCAAAUGUGAAGCUUCGCGGGAGAGUGCUGUUGUCAUUAUGAACCAUAAUAACCUUGUUGAAAUUCUCAUGGAUGUGAAUCAAUGGUCAACUGUGUUUUCGGGGAUUGUAUCAAGAGCUAUGACACUGGAUGUGCUAUCAACUGGAGUAGCAGGAAAUUACAAUGGAGCAUUGCAAGUGAUGACAGCAGAAUUCCAAGUACCUUCUCCAUUGGUUCCAACUCGAGAGAGUUAUUUUGUGAGGUACUGUAAGCAGCAUGUCGAUGGCACUUGGGCAGUAGUUGAUGUCUCCUUGGACAACCAACGCGGCUAUACAUCUACUCUGAAAUCCUGUCAAAGAAGACCUUCUGGUUGUCUCAUCCAAGAAAUGCCAAAUGGAUACUCAAAGGUUACUUGGAUUGAGCAUGUUGAGGUGGAUGAAAGAGGUGUUCACAAUCUGUACAAGCAACUGGUUAACUCGGGGAAUGCAUUUGGUGCAAAACGAUGGGUGGCAACCUUGGAUCGCCAAUGUGAGCGUCUUGCCAGCGCCUUGGCGACAAACAUCCCUACUGGUGAUGUUGGUGUGAUAACAACUCAAGAAGGGAGGAAGAGCAUGCUGAAGCUGGCCGAGAGAAUGGUUAUUAGUUUCUGUGCUGGAGUGAGUGCAUCUACCACUCAUACAUGGACCACAUUGUCUGGAACAGGGGCUGAUGAUGUUCGUGUGAUGACCCGAAAGAGUGUUGAUGAUCCAGGAAGGCCUCCGGGUAUUGUGCUUAGCGCUGCUACCUCAUUCUGGCUUCCUGUGCCUCCCAAAAAGGUGUUUGAGUUCCUUCGUGAUGAGAACUCCAGAAAUGAGUGGGAUAUCCUCUCCAACGGUGGCGUUGUGCAAGAAAUGGCGCACAUAGCCAACGGGCGUGACACCGGGAACUGCGUGUCACUUCUUCGUGUAAAUAGUGCCAAUUCUAGUCAGAGCAACAUGCUCAUUCUGCAGGAAAGCUGCACUGACUCAACGGCAUCAUAUGUCAUCUAUGCCCCUGUGGACAUAGUUGCCAUGAAUGUCGUUCUGAAUGGCAGUGACCCGGACUAUGUUGCCCUGCUACCAUCUGGGUUCGCCAUACUCCCAGAUGGAACUAGCGGGAGCAACAGCGGGGAAGCUGAAUCUGGAGGGUCCUUGUUGACUGUUGCCUUCCAGAUCCUGGUGGAUUCAGUUCCCACCGCAAAGCUGUCCCUGGGGUCUGUGGCAACAGUCAACAACCUCAUAGCGUGCACAGUGGAGAGGAUCAAGGCCUCAUUGUCCUUGGACAACGAAGCCUGAUCAGCUCUUGCUGUUUUAACACAGUUUUUGUUUAUGUAGGGAGCUGAAGGGAAGGAAAGGAAAGAAGCAACGAUGGUGGUGAGGAAUUCAGCUUAAACCAGAAGAGGGGAGAAGUCAAGAGCGCACCCUACAUGAUCCUUUUCAAAUGAAGGGAUUAGAGUUAGAGGGGUUCGGGAAUUGACUUCCUCGAUGUCAAGGACAAAAAUUAAGCUACUAAACCUUAAUUAUUUCUGAGUUGUAAUUUUCUUUCUUUUCACCUUCGUUAACUUUGUACUCAGAAUUAUAGUCUUG